CAGAAACCCUUGGUGAGUCAGUUUGUGGAGACACGCUCCCAUGCAGAGUGCGUUCGGUAUAAGUCAUGAGGAGUCCCUCGAAAUUGUUGCAAUGAAUAGAACUCUCCCUAAUGCAAUUAUUGCAGGAUCCUUCCUCUUCUAGGGAGGCUAUGGAAGAGUGUCUAUAAUAUGAUUCCUAGAGAAUAUGGCAUGUGGUGACCUUGCUCAUGUUGCAGAGGCCAGAAUGUGCUCACAGUUAGGUUGCUGUAUGAUGGAAACUGUAACACAAAUUAAUGCUGGUGGUAAUGUCUGCCACCUCCUGUCAUGCUGAGAGAUACGGAUAUGGUGGAUGGGUACAGCUGGAUCAUCACUGCAAGGGACAGGCAAAGAUGAUGAAGGAUGGAAAGGUUUUUAGAGUUAUUCAAGAGAACUGCUGGGAUCCAGAAGUACGGAUUAGAGAGAUGGACCUAUCAGGGGUCACAGUCCAAGUUCUUUCCACAGUCCCUGUAAUGUUCAGCUACUGGGCCAAACCUCAGGAUACUUUAGAUCUAGCCCAGAUAUUAAAUAAUGACUUAGCUGCUACAGUAAAAAAGUACCCCAAGAGGUUUAUCGGCUUGGGUACGUUACCUUUGCAAGCUCCAGACCUGGCUGUGAAGGAAAUGCAUCGCUGUGUGAAUGAACUUGGAUUUCCAGGAGUACAAAUAGGAUCUCAUGUCAAUGAGUGGGACCUGAAUGCACCAGAAUUGUAUGAUAUUUAUGCUGCUGCUGAACAAUUGAAUUGCUGUCUCUUUGUGCAUCCCUGGGACAUGCAGAUAGAUGGAAGGAUGUCCAAAUACUGGUUUCCCUGGCUAAUAGGCAUGCCUGCAGAAACAACCAUAGCCAUUUGCUCCAUGAUUAUGGGAGGAAUUUUUGAAAAAUUUCCUAAGCUGAAAGUUUGCUUUGCACAUGGAGGUGGAGCUUUUCCGUACACAGUGGGGCGAAUCUCCCAUGGAUUCAACAUGCGCCCUGAUUUGUGUGCCGUGGAUAAUAAAGUGGAUCCAAGAAAAUACCUUGGUUCAUUUUACACAGACUCUCUUGUCCAUGAUCGUGGUGCACUAAGGCUGCUAACAAGUGUAAUAGGAGAGGACAAAGUUAUUUUGGGAACAGAUUACCCUUUUCCACUGGGGGAACUGGAACCUGGAAAAUUGAUUGAUUCAAUGGAAGAUUUUGACAAUAAACUGAAGGAUAAACUCAAGGCUGGAAAUGCUCUGGAAUUUCUGGGUCUUAGAAGAAAACAAUUUGAAUAAUUAUGAAGAUAUUAAAGAGACAAAACUUCAGAAGUAACGCUGAAUCCUCAGGGAUAUUUCUGUUUCCAUGUGCAAUGACACAGAUGAAAAUUUUGACAGGUAUAUUACAGUCUACUGUUAUUUCCAAGAGAAAAGCAAGGGUACUGGAAAUGAGUAUGCACAGGUAUUUCUGUGCAUUUGAGGAUUUAAAUUAUCUUUUAAAAAUUCUGAAAUCCCUGCUUUCAUAAAAAAAGGAAGGAUUUAAUCUUUUGCAGUUGUGAUAAGAAUCGCUGAAGAAUAAUCAAUGUCAUGUUAUCAGAACUUGAUUCCCGGGAAGAAAGAACUGAGAAAAUUAUGACCUGUAUCCAUUACAUUUCAGUCUUCAUUAUGUCCAAUAAACAGAAAUUAAAAGAAUCUUAAACCAGAAUUUUGAUGAUGCCCAAUAAAAGGCAACAUUUCCCUUUACCACACUUCAGCUCAGCACGGCAAGCACAUGCACUGAUGCUUUGUAAAUGUUGUGAUAGGAUGAAAAGGGUCUGUGUGGGGACUUGUAACGUUUUAGCUGCCGCCUACACCACUGGCAACUUAUUAAUCAGAAACAAUUUGGACAAUAUGGUUGUAGGUGGAGAAAUAAUGUAUUUGUGUGGGUAAUACUUUGUGCGUCAUUGUCACUGUCAAAAUAAAUGCUAGUGUUUAGCAACAGUAUGGUUUAAUGUUCUGUUCCUUAAAAAUACUUCCUUAAAUUCAGGUUGGAUACUUUAAGUGU
Athene cunicularia (burrowing owl) is the source of this 2010-nucleotide messenger RNA. It is a transcript of the gene ACMSD, whose product is annotated as aminocarboxymuconate semialdehyde decarboxylase. Bases 273 to 1265 code for a protein of 330 amino acids. Gene Ontology annotation, cellular component: cytosol; cytoplasm. Gene Ontology annotation, molecular function: hydrolase activity; carboxy-lyase activity. Lineage: Eukaryota; Metazoa; Chordata; Aves; Strigiformes; Strigidae. Gene Ontology annotation, biological process: secondary metabolic process. The record is from RefSeq and is a predicted model, not a curated record. The transcript has 12 exons.